This is a messenger RNA of Bufo gargarizans (Asiatic toad), 2350 nucleotides long. RefSeq names its product E3 ubiquitin/ISG15 ligase TRIM25-like. Gene Ontology annotation, molecular function: zinc ion binding; protein binding. The transcript has a single exon. The record is from RefSeq and is a predicted model, not a curated record. Lineage: Eukaryota; Metazoa; Chordata; Amphibia; Anura; Bufonidae. The coding region runs from base 1 to 1680 and encodes 559 amino acids.
AUGGAAUACACCGGCCUGGGGAAGGAGCUAGAAUGUUCUGUCUGUCUGUCCCUUUAUACAGAUCCUGUAACCCUGAGAUGUGGACACAACUACUGCCGGGUCUGUAUUGAUCAGUUCCUGAAUACACAGGACAGCUCUGGAGUUUAUUCCUGUCCUGAAUGCAGAGCAGAUUUUCAGGAGAGGCCUGCACUGCAGAGGAACAUCACUCUGUGUAAAGUCAUGGAGAAUUUCCUUUCUACUCAUCGGGUCAAACUCAACACCUUGAAUUUUUGCAGUUACUGUCUAGACUCUCCUGUUCCAGCUGUAAAAUCCUGUCUUCUCUGUGAGGCGUCCCUGUGUCAUAACCACCUGAGAGCUCACAGCAAGACAGCAGAACAUGUCCUUACUGAACCCAGAACUUCCCUGCAGGACAGAAAAUGCUCCAUCCAUAAGAAGAUUCUGGAGUAUUUCUGCAUUAUGGAUGCUGCUUGUAUUUGUGUGUCCUGUUGUCUGAUUGGGGAACACCAGGGUCAUAAGAUGGAGUCUCUAGAUGUGGCCUCUGAGAAGAAAAAGGAGAGCCUGAGAAAUAUUUUGCAGAAACUGACUACAAAGAGAUUAGAAAAUUCAGAAAAGAUUUGGAGUCUGGAGGAACGCAGGAUAAAAACUCAAGAAAAAGAAGCUACAGAAGUCAAGAGUGUCAAUGCCUUUUUUGCAGAUAUUAGGAGAUGGCUAGAUAACCUGGAAAAGAAAGUUCUGAGUGAGAUCUCAAGGCAGAAAGACCAGGUGUCUUUGUCUCUAAUGCGGUCCAGCCAGAAGCUGGAAACGGAAAUGGAUGAGCUGUCUAGAAAGAUAAGGCACAUUGAGGAGCUGUGUAACAUGACUGAUCCACUGACUGUCUUACAGGAUCUGGACACAGGUGACUUGAGUGAUCUUAAGGAGGAGAAAGGUGGUGAGGACACAUGGGGACAUGAUGAAGGUGAUCGGGGUGUGGAGAUGAUCUCCCACAUAUCACAGACAUUAUCUGAUAUGAUAAGAGAUGCAAAUGCAACCUUCUAUGUGCAGGGUUCUGCAGAGAUAUCCCUGGAUGAAAUGACAGCCGAUAAUAAUAUCCAUAUAUCAAAUGAUGGCAAAAUUGCAACCUGGACACGAAUAGAGCAGAAUCGUCCAGAAACAUCAGAGAGAUUCCUGAAUCUUCAGGUUAUAAGCAAAACGUUUUUUAUUUCAGGGCGACAUUACUGGGAUGUGGAGAUCAGUGAAUCUAAAGAAUGUAUGGUGGGGAUUUGUUACGCUUGUAUACACAGGAGAGGGCCGCAGUCAUACAUUGGCGAUAAUAAAAACUCCUGGUGUUUACAUGGAGAACUGUAUGACAAUCAGUGCUCAGUGAUACAUGAUGGGAAAGUUAUUCGGUUACCUCACCAGAUCACCAGUGGUGGCCAAUUCUCUGGGGCUAGAUUCAGGAUAUUUCUGGAUUAUGAAGCUGGGCAGCUGUCCUUUUAUGAGCUGUGUGAACCCAUCAGACAUUUAUACACCUUCACUGCCACCUUCACCGAACCCCUCUAUGCUGCAUUCUAUGUAUGGAAGGGUUGUAUAAAGCUAUCAGGAGAGGAGCAAGAGCUAUCAGGAAAGAUGUGUGAGCUAUCAGCAGAGGAGCAGGGCCUGUUUGAGGUCUUAGACGUAAGCGAAAUCUGCCUCGAUGACUGAUGACAUCACAUAGAACAGAAUCUGUUUGGUGGAACUCUCUUGGUAUUUAUCUGAGAUGCCCUCUCUAUAGAGAGCUAUAGAGAGACUGGAUGUUAUCUUCAUUGCAUUCCAUGGAUACAAGGCCAGGACUACGCUUGGCUCUCAUAACAAGAACUCAUGUAGCGGACAGUUGCAGGUCUUGACCAGACCACAGAUCUUUUUCAGGCUAGUCAGCAGACAAUGUAGUGAGGUUUCCAGCCUGUGCUACACUGCCUGCUGACCAGCCUGAAGAAGGACUCUGAAAUAUUGUUACUUAACACUCCAAGAUAGAAUGUGCUGAGGUUUAAGGCAAAAUAUCAGCCAUUCAGAUAUCAUAUAGCCAUAUGGUAAAAUAUCACAAAGGUCACAAUGUAAAGACUAAGGUGCAUUUAUUACAUAUAAUUCACCAGAAACCUGCAUCAGCAUUUACAAACAGUAUAUUGUACAUAAGUGUAUAUACAGUAUGUGUGUACAUGUCAUCAGAAUUUCUCAGCAGUGCAACCUCAAGUUUUGGGCCUGGAAAUUCCAGCCAUGAUAACUUAGCAUAAGGCUACAUGCACACGACCGUUGUGUGUUUUGCGGUCCGCAAAUUGUGGAUCCGCAAAACAUAGAUGCGUCCGCGUGCGUUCCGCAAUUUGCGGAACGGCAUGGA